GUGUAUUUUAUCCGUGUAAAACUUUAUGCAUCACCGUCAUGGCUGGAAGUGUACGGGCACCUGUUGUUUUUGUUAUAAGUUCUUUAAACGAAUUAGCUGUCGUUGCGAGGAAAUGUUUGCCUGCAGCCAAUAUCACUAGUAUUACUCCAGUACAACCAGGAGAAAUUUCAGAUAUAGACGAGACUAAAGUUCUACAUUCAGCUGAAGUAUUAUUUGCAGAUAAACCAUUUAUCUCUAAAUACAUCUAUAAGGCAGAAAACCUUAAAUGGGCACACAGUACCUGGGCAGGAGUAGACACGAUUAUGCGUCAUAUAGACACCGAAAAGCCUCCUCGGGUUUUAUUAAGUCAAGGAGGGACGGCUUUCACAGAUUUGAUGGCUGAAUAUGUUCUUGGCUAUAUCUUAGCUAAAGAGAAAAAUAUGUUUUGCAUGUACGAAGAUCAAAAACACAAAGUUUGGAAACCGGAGGAAUAUAAAAAUCCCAGACUACUCUCAAACCUAAGACUCGGCAUUCUAGGUGCAGGACAAAUCGGUACCAGAAUUGGAACAUUCUGUAAAGCAGUUGGAAUGGAAGUCUGGGGAAUGACCAGGGAAGAGAAAAAUGAUCCAGAUUUACCUCUAGAUGUUUACAAAACCACCAAGGACCUCCCAGAAGUUUUAGAGAACUGUGACUAUAUAUGUAGUGUACUGCCGACAACUCCUGCUACCAAAGAUCUUCUAUCUGGAGAUAUUCUCAAGCAUUGUAUGAAAAAGAAGUCAGUAUUUAUAAAUGUUGGAAGAGGAACUGUUAUUAAUGAGGAUAGUUUGGUCACUGCUUUAAGGAAUGAAUGGAUUGGUGGAGCUAUUUUAGACGUUUUUAACACCGAACCCUUGUCAGUUGACAGUCCUCUGUGGUCAUUCCGUAACGUGAACAUAACACCACAUAUAUCAGGACCUUGUCAGACUCAUCUAGUCGUCCAGACUUUUGUAGAAAAUUACAAGAAAUUUGUCGGCAAUGAAAAACUUUGUGGUCAAGUAGACUGGAAUGGAGGUUACUGAUUUAAUUUCUAGAUGUGUUCAAACGACAGGGAAAUAAAAAAUGGACGAUUAUAACAUUACUUUGAUUUCAAAUUAAUUAAAUUUACUUUUACAAAAACUUAAUUAAAGUUUGGAUAAGUGUUCAAUAUAUGCAAUAUGAAUUGAGUUAAUAUAUGAUUAAUGUAUCUAAUGAACACAUUAUGUUUCAAUGUAAUAUGCAAUAUGAAUAGAGUUUAUGUAUAUAGUUGAUAUCUCUAAUGAACGCAUUAUGUUGAAUACUUAUCCAUGUACCUUUAAUAACUUUUGAACAGUUCUGCAUUUAUGGGCAGUUUGCAUGUGCUGACGUCCCUGCCAAACGGUUUGUUUAUUGAUUAAAAGUAUAGAUAUUCUA
Mytilus trossulus (common blue mussel) is the source of this 1407-nucleotide messenger RNA. RefSeq lists its product as uncharacterized. The record is from RefSeq and is a predicted model, not a curated record. Lineage: Eukaryota; Metazoa; Mollusca; Bivalvia; Mytilida; Mytilidae. Bases 39 to 1037 code for a protein of 332 amino acids. The transcript has 10 exons. Gene Ontology annotation, molecular function: NAD binding.